This is a messenger RNA of Rhagoletis zephyria (snowberry fruit fly), 1841 nucleotides long. RefSeq names its product nicotinic Acetylcholine Receptor beta3 (gene nAChRbeta3). The record is from RefSeq and is a predicted model, not a curated record. Gene Ontology annotation, cellular component: membrane. Gene Ontology annotation, molecular function: extracellular ligand-gated monoatomic ion channel activity; transmembrane signaling receptor activity. Gene Ontology annotation, biological process: monoatomic ion transmembrane transport. NCBI's taxonomy places the organism in Eukaryota, Metazoa, Arthropoda, Insecta, Diptera, Tephritidae.
CGCGUGCACAACUCAAUUCGGCUUCUGGGAUAAGGCGUGCUUAUCCGUCGUUCACCAUGUGCCGGUCAUUAUUGCUUGGAAUAUUCCUAUUUCUGCAACAAUCCGUCAGCUCGCAAGAAACCAUUACAAUUGGGGACAAAGUUUGGACUGCCACAUCGCAGGAUCGGUUGCGUCUACAAUUAUUAAUCAACUAUGAUAAGACCUCGCAUCCAACCUACAAUAAUGUUCCAACUAACAUCACUUUGGGCAUGAAGGUGAACUACAUCGAUAUUCAUGAGAUAAAUGGAAAAAUGGUUUUGCACGCAUGGCUAAAGAUAAAUUGGAUGGAUGAAAAUCGUUCGUGGAACAUUGUUGAUUACGACAACUUAACUCAAAUCCAUAUGAAACCAAAAGAAGUAUGGAAACCAGAUAUAACAGUUUUAAAUAGCGCCGGCGAUAAGAGCGAUUAUUUAGGCGAUACUCAAAUACUUCUGGCCCACGACGGUAGUUUUCUGUGGGUGCCGCCCGUUGUUUACACAGCGUACUGUAGUUUAAAUUUCCGUGCGUGGCCUUAUGAUACACAAACAUGCAAAUUGAAGGUCGGUUCCUUGGCGUUAACCUACAUAGAUUCACGCUAUCUAGAUUUGAAAGACAGCUUGGACUAUAGUGAGCUCGUACAAUCGACUGAAUGGGAAAUUGUCGAUUGCGAUACGGUAUAUCGAAAACAGGAUUAUUAUAAUUAUAUUGAAUUUACAUUUAAACUACAGCGUCGUUCGUCAAUGUACGGAGCGGUUAUCUUCACUCCAGCUUCCUGCAUUAUAUUAUUGGCGCUUUCCUCGUUUUGGCUGCCACCACGAAUGGGCGAAAAAAUAUUAUUGAAUACCAUUGUAAUUGUAUUGAUUGCUGCUUUUCUCAUAUAUUUUGCGCAACUGUUGCCGAUAUUGGCUGACAAUACACCGCUCGUAGGUUUGUAUAUACAUAUGUAUAUUAAUGCCUCCCCUUCGCAACCAGUUACCCACAACCCUAACGAAAUUAAUAUGGAACAACUAACGAAUAUAAUAACUGGCGUGGUGACUAAUAUAUUAAGACAAGAAGGACGAAACCUAGUGCAAGCCGCCCUCAACCCCAAUGCAAAUUUUACAAAUAUUACGGACGUGACCAUAGACUCGACCCUAGCGAACAAUAUAACGGAACUAGACAAAAUUCCGGACGUUGUGAGAUGCCUACGCGAAUUCUCAGGCAAUCCGGGAGAGUUUAACUCCUGGAAAAAAAGCGUAGAUAGAAUAUUGCAGAUCUACGAGCCACAAAAAGGAACGCCAAAAUAUUAUGGCAUCCUUAAUGUUAUACGAAAUAAAAUCGUGGGUAACGCCGAUAUUGCCCUCGAAUCUUAUAAUACACCGCUGGAUUGGAAGGCUAUUUCGAGAUGCCUUACCCUCCACUACGCAGAUAAACGAGAUUUGGGAACUCUAGAGCCUCCGGCUCAACCCCCCGCUAAGACGCAACUUCCACGUCCAAAACCAAUGGAUGUCGAUCGCUCCUUGCAUUCAAAAGCGGUUAACUACAUGAAUAGGCCACCACUUAAUAACCAGGCCGGGAAAAGACCAUCCAACUUUUCCCAACAAGUGCCUCUGAAGCAACAGAGGAACUUCCACAUUGAGGCAGGUACUCAAGAAGACCAAUACUAUUUACAGGACCAACAAGACCAAUAUUAUCCGCAAGAUCAACAGGAUUGGGAUCCAACAGCGGAAGAGUAUGAAGCAGAAAUUGCCAAAGAAGAAGGUGGGCAAUCAGUUCAGGAAUACGCUGAACAAAAUCCAUCACAAGACGUUCAAGACCAUAUCGAUAUUCAUCUUUUAGAAUGA